Carya illinoinensis is the source of this 819-nucleotide messenger RNA. RefSeq lists its product as uncharacterized. Lineage: Eukaryota; Viridiplantae; Streptophyta; Magnoliopsida; Fagales; Juglandaceae. The coding region runs from base 354 to 755 and encodes 133 amino acids. Gene Ontology annotation, biological process: response to abscisic acid. The record is from RefSeq and is a predicted model, not a curated record. The transcript is spliced from 2 exons.
CUUGAGCAUCAUAUUCUUCUCUGUUUAAGCUUCUCUCCGUUAUAAGAGAUAACAAACAAAGAGUUAUUUGAAGGCAUAAAUCAACACAUGACUAAGCCCAUUUCACUGUGAAUUGGAGCAAUGACUCGAUUCGACAGGAUUCAAAGAUACGGUGACGUUAAUCCCAGAAGUUCUAACAGCUCCACAUUUGAACCCUUUUUUCCCUGGUAUUUUCUUUCAUUAAUUGCAUUAAUAAACAGUUAAAUUCAUCGUUUUAUAUAUCUCAGUUUAAUCUUGCAGCAUAACUGUUAGAGUUUGUCAGGGAACUCAGAAAAAAGUUAAUAAUUUGUUGAACUAAUGGUCAUUUGAGAGCCAUGAAAAUUCAUGCAUUCAUCACAAUUCCCAUGAAUCUAACCAUGUUUAGAUGCAAAGGAGGUGAAGUUUCAAAGUGGUCACCUACAUUUGGGAAGGACCAUCACCCUCAUGCAGAUCAAGAAGAUCCAGACCACAAUUCCAACAAUCCCAAGAAAUCAGUUCUGACCAUAGUGAAGGAGAAAGCCAACAAAUUGAGACAAACUUUUAGCCAGAAAAAGCAUAGUCAUGAUCAUUAUGUUAGCACCACUCCCUCUUGUGGCUUCAGCUUGGAGGACAAUGAAAAUGAAGAAGAAGAUGCAGAACACCACCUUGAAUCCCCAAAGUAUGUAUCGAAGCUGGCUACUGACUGGUACAAGAAAACCACAAGGCAGCAUCCAAGAGCAGUUCUCUUUGUUUCUUAGAAGCAUGUUUUGGCAAGCAGUGUCAAUCUUGGUACUCCACAAAGCAGAAAUGCUACCAAUGGCG